GGCUGCUGGGGCUGGCGCUGCUGCUGGUCACCUCGGUGCCGGCCGGUCACCUCUCGCCGCCGGCUGGCCCCCUGGCCCUGCGGAGCAGUUUGGGUGGUCCUACUUUGUGCCAGCUGUCCCGGACUGAGUCGGAGCUCAGGUGCCGUGUCCCAGGAGGGAAGUUGUGCAAUGACAGAGGCACAUGUGAGUGUGGAGUCUGCAUCUGCCAAGUGACUGAGUCUGGCAAAUACUACGGUCCACUCUGUGAGUGCCAUGACUGGGUGUGCGAGACCUAUGAUGGGAAGAUCUGUGCUGGACAUGGAAAGUGUGACUGUGGGAAGUGCAAAUGUGAUGAAGGCUGGUAUGGUGAAGCCUGUCAGUAUCCAACUACUUGCAAUCUUACACGGAGAAAAAGCAAUGAAAUGUGCAAGAAUUCUCAAGAUAUCAUCUGUUCUGGUGCAGGCACGUGUCAGUGUGGCAGAUGUAAAUGUGCAAACUCAGAAGGAAAUGGACUGGUGUAUGGCAAAUUUUGUGAAUGUGAUGAUAGAGAAUGUGUAGAUGAUGAAACAGGAGAGAUUUGUACAGGCCAUGGAAAGUGUUACUGUGGAAACUGUUACUGUGAGGCUGGUUGGCAUGGAGAUAAAUGUGAAUUCCAGUGUGACAUCACCCCCUGGGAGAUCAAGAAAAGAUGCACAUCUCCAGAUGGCAAAAUCUGCAGCAACAGAGGCACAUGUGUAUGUGGGGAAUGCACAUGCCAUGAUGUAGACCCAACUGGUGACUGGGGAGAUAUUCAUGGAGAUACUUGUGAGUGUGAUGAAAGAAACUGCAAAGCAGUGUAUGACAGAUAUUCUGAUGACUUCUGUUCAGGUCAUGGACAGUGUAAUUGUGGAAGAUGUGACUGUAAAGAAGGAUGGACUGGGAAAAAGUGUGAGCAUCCACGUUCUUGUCCAUUGUCUGUUGAGGAAAGUGCUAAGAGAUGCCAAGGAAAUUCUAAUUUACUUUGCUCUGGAAGAGGGAGAUGUGAAUGCGGCCAAUGCACUUGUUUCCCUCCAGGAGACAACAGAGUUCAUGGCAAAAACUGUGAAUGUGAUGAUCGACAGUGUGAAAAUGCAGAAGGAGAUGUCUGUGGGGGCCAUGGCAUCUGCUCCUGCGGCCGAUGCAUUUGCCAGGAUGGGUGGUUUGGAAACUUGUGCCAGCACUCAAGGAAGUGCAACAUGACGGAGCAGGAGAGCAGAAGUCUCUGCGAGUCAGCGGAUGGCAUUUUAUGUUCGGGGAAGGGUUCCUGCCACUGUGGAAAGUGCAUCUGUUCUCCCCAGGAGUGGUACAUUUCAGGCGAUUUCUGUGAAUGCGAUGACAGAGACUGUGACAAACAUGACGGUCUCAUUUGCACAGGCAACGGUGUUUGUAGCUGUGGAAACUGUGAGUGCUGGGAAGGAUGGAAUGGAAAUGCUUGUGAAAUCUGGCUGGGGAGAGAAUACCCUUAAUGCAGGGUGUUAAAGACUGAGGAGGUUUUUUUGUUUGUUUUUCUUUAGGCUGCUAGAACAUUUAAUUUCAGAAGUGCUCAGUGUGUGGGUGUGGGUGUGCAUGUAAGCACACAUACAUGGUUUUAAAUACCUUAGAACACAUCUGAGGACCUGCUCUUUAAAGAAAUGCAUCAAAAAAACUAAAAAAGGGAGCAGGACAACCCCAGCUCUAGAGGGUGAAGUCAUAAAAUACCGGCCCUGUGGAACUCCUCCAGAGUUUUUUUUGUAAAUUCAGUGGAACUGAGAUUAUAUCUAUAAUGCUUGUUUCUUUAAGCAACCUUUGGAAAAAGCAUAAGAAAGCCUUUUUUGACAUUAUUUACUUGGUCAUCACCUCUCCUUAUCAAUCUUAACAAUACCGCUGUAGAGGAGUAACACUAGCUGAAUAUUUGUCAAAUAACUACUUUGAUUAAUUUUAUGGUGUUGGAAAAAUACAUUAUUUGACUUUUUUUCUUUCUAACAAUCCUGAUUAAGCACCAGCUCAUAAAUUGAAAGAAGCUGUAAAGAAGCCUAUAAAAACAUUAGUGAUUUUUUGUUUGGUAAAAUAAUUAUCUGAGAUCCAAUUACAAGACACCCAUAAACUGAAGACCUGAAAUGUUUGAACAGACCCUUUUCCACAAAAAAACUUAGUUUCUGUGGUUAAUGUGUCAGUAAGUUGGUUAUCUAAUCCACAUACUACAAUACUUUCAAGUACAUAACCUAUGGGAACAUAAGGAAGGAAACUAAUAAAGAUAUAAAUGUAUGAUUGCCUAUUCUGAAUAUGUAUUCUGCAACUCAUAUAUACUUCUAUCAUACUGUUCUGUGUAGUACAGUUGCCUCUUAAAAGUAAAGUAAAUGAAAAUUUGUUAUAUUGAAAAUGAAAAUAUGUCACUUUCAGGAUGAAAAUUCUGUCUACUAUUUGAAAUCAAUGUUUAGAACAGAUUACACUGUCACACAUGGUAUUCAUUGAAUUUAACUGCUUUUAUGGAAGUGGGAAACCUGAAGGUCAACUGACUUGAAAAAUUGUCUAUGCUAUGCAGCAGCUUGGUCUCAGCCAAAGACAUUUGGACAAUGUCAACAAAGUAAUUAAAGUUUUAAUACAGUAAAUACAAGUAAAGCAGUGGUAUGAACAAAAAUUUUAUUUUUAUUUUCCAAUGGUGAAAUGCUGCUCAGUGUGAAAUUCACAUUGAGUAAUGAAUGAUGCACAACUAUUGGGACUUCCCUAACUUAUUUACAUAUGAGUCUCUUAAUUUUUUGUACACAUAGAUUUGGCAGCCCUUGAAUUCUUUAGAACAAAAAGAAGAAAUACACAUUUUAGUUUCAAAAGUGUUUACAUUUUGUGAAAUCAUGGUUGAGUGAGAAAAUUGAUUAAAUGGCUGAAAAAUACUUCUUUUAGAUACCAAACUGUAACACUGGCAUUUAGGUGCCAAGGUCCUAAGAAGAGGUACAUGAUUCAGAAAUAAUGGAACUAUGUAUCAACCAAAUAAUGUAUUUCCAUUAUUUAUCUAGAAAUUAGUUUUCUUUUAGAAAGGACGGUUUUGAAAUAGGAAAAUACAAUGCUACAGAACACGUAACAGAAUGCAAAAUUUCAAAUUUAUUUAAUUGCCUUAUUAUUGCCCCUUCCCGUGUUGCUUGUUCUCUCACCCAGUUUUUUUUUAGUUAGCCUGUAUUAUUUCUUUCUAAAAAUGAAGCCUGUGAAACCCAUGUUCUCAGGGAGCAUAAUCACCAAACAUCCAAUUUAUAUAUAAGUUCUGCAGAUAGUAAUGAGACAUACAUCCUAAAGCUGUUACCUGCUCUCUUGUUAGAUAACCAAAAUAUCAGACGGAGUUCUAAAAGAUAUUGAUACAGUAUAAAGCAUCUUCAAAAUAAAAUCAUCUUGAAAUUUUCGUUUAUACUUUAUACUUGUAACCCUUAAACUCCAUGGAACUGAACAGAAAUAUUUUCUUAAGUUUCAGCAUAUAUGCAUUUUGCCAACCCUGGUGUCUGGAGAGCACAGAUUGUUGUUUUUAUUUAUAUUUACGAAUACAGCUGACCUGAAUCACCUUGUAAUCAGUGGGUUUUUUGCAUAUACAUUCACCUGCUGAAUCAGAGUGGAAACAGUGAAGGAUACAAAGUUUUCCUUUAUUUUCUUCCAUCUGUAUUUAGUACAGUAAUAAGAAAAUAUCAGAUAAUCAAAACUGUUAUCUGGUGUCAGUAGAUGCUUUUGGCUUGUUCAUGCCAUCAUUAGCAGAUUUAUAUAUACUGUAGACCAGUUGUGGUAUUUCAGGUACUCAUUCAUAUAUAAAAGAACAAUUCUUUAGCUGGUUGCAGUAUCGUAUUUGAUGCAUUUUACUUUGUAAUUUGCUUUAAUUUUAAAUUUAUAUACUUAAAGAAUGUAAGUUAAUUCUUAUUUCUAGUUUGUUUGGGUUUUUUUGAAAAAAAAACAAUCAACUCCAACAUUUUGACUACUGGACGGAUUACACAGCCACAGUAUUUCUGUUAUCCAAGUUGUUUUUUAUAUUACAUAUGGAAAAAAAAAUAGGAUAUCUACAACGGUUACUCUCUGUGUUUCAUUAAAAUGCAAUUAUCAAACAAAACGGUGCUAUUACUAUAAACCAUAAAGUAUUAACUAAGACUAUUAAAAAUGUAAUGUUCACAUUAAUUUUUUUCCAAUUUUUAUUUUGUGUCUUAUAACGUUGCUUGAACAUUUCCCCUCUUCAUGUUGAGGUAACUGGUGGUGUAACACCCAGCAGAUCUGUUUUGUGGCUGAUUUUCUCACUAAAAAAUGAGAUUGGAAGAAAUAAGAUUAUUAUUCCACAUAUGUGAAUAUAAUAGCUGUAAUAUCAAAUUGUUGUUUUACACCUCAUUCCGUAUGAUGGGAAUUCUAGAUACAUAAACUGUAACAGCAGGAAGAGGCAUAAGGAAGUGAAACUUACUGCUUGAUUCUUUACAGCUAGUGACCGUAAAAACUUUCUCCCAGGCCUGUGACAAAAGGCAAAAUCAAAUUGGAUAAAUGAGGAUUUUGUACUGAUUAAAUUAGUAAACCUUAUGAAAAAAAUAUUAUGUCCUUGCUUUCUUAUGAGAGAAAGAACACAAUCCAGAAGUGUGCUGAAUGCUUCUAUAAUAGACUUGCAGGAUAAUGGCUACUGUAUAUAACUUAUCUGUAAUAUCAGCUAUAAAACAGCUGUGGAUUGAUUUGCUUCUAUAAAUUAUUAACCUGCUUGUGACCCUUUUUUCAGUGGCCACACUCUCUUUUAGAAACACGCAGAUGAACAUUUAGUCAUGUACCUGCUCUCACUUUUCUGAUGCUUUGCCCAUUGCUUCUUAGCAGAAUGACAUCUCACUUUGUAGCUAAAGGAUACAGCUACAUGAUACUGGGAUGAAGAAAGCUCAGUUGAAUAUUUCUGUGACUAGGUAACAGAACAAAAAUUUUAUUACAUCUUUAAAAAUAAGUCAUAGCAUUUGCAUUAGUCAUCACCAAAACAACCCCUCUUAUUAAACGUUUUAGAAUGCAUUGCACAGAAUAUGAAUUUAUCUAAAGGGUCAUCUAAAAGAAAGAGAACCUUCUCAUUUAGUCUGAUUUUAUUUGCAUUCCCAUCUGAAUGGAGCUGAAUAAUUUCUUCUUUAUACCAAAAACAGAAGGAUCAGCGAGACAUACUUUUACUGCAUGGACCAAACUGAUUUCAUAUCUCAUUGCUUAAACUAGUAUUAAAUUAAGACAAAAAGUUUCCCUACAUAUAUAUAUAUAUAUAAAGCCAGAGUUCUUAGUGUUGUGUCAGGUAUAUGCCAUAGUCAAAGUGAAUGUCUUUACUUUAUGGGGGUGAGACGGUGGGGAGAGAGGGGAGAGGUUUAGUAAGAAUCAACAUGACUACACCAGUUAAAGUUUAUGAAAAUGACAAUAUAUUAAAAAAUCAUUUGAGAAUGGCUAAAACCCCCAACAAGUUAAGCAAAGGCUGUGUUAUGUGAACCACAAAGCACUUAAAAGGAGCUAGAGCCCUUUCUAUAGGCUCUAUCAUGUGAGCAAUCUCAUAAGGAUUCUUGUGUAUUUAUAAAAUUUUUGAAGUACAACAAAAUGGUGCUUUGUUGAAAUAGUUCAUAUCUACUUAAAACUGGAUUUCUGAAACCGCAGAUGUGAUUGAUUUUGCCAAACAGAACUGUAGCUGAAAUACAGAUUUAAAAAAAAAGGGAAGAGAUAAUGACUAUAUGCAGUGUUAACAUAUAAAAUGGUAAGAUGAGGUUAGAUUGCUGUGCAAACAGUCUCUCAGAGAUUAGAGAAAAACCAGAAGAAUAAAAUACAAAGCAAGCAUGCAAAAGAUCUGGAAGGCUGCAGAUUCACAGGCAGCUGCACAUGUAAGUACAAAACCCCCAGUCUAUAAAUACAAAUUUAUUCCAUCAGGUUUACUAUACAGUACUUUAGUAGUAACAGACAGUUGAAAACAGCUUUCACUUAAAAGCAAAAUUAAUUUUAGAGGGAAGAAAAUGGUGAACUCUUAUUCUGGAGAACAGCAAGAGAGGUAUUAUAUUAAGGAGCUAAAAUUUUCUUUGGCAUGGUAAAGGGGGAGAAUUGAGUUUGCCAACCUAUUUACAUGAAGUUUCACCAUCCUGUGGGCAGUGCAAUGAUGUUUUGCACAGUCUACUUUUUACAUAAACUUUUUUGUUGGUUUCAUAUAUGCCUUCAUAUAAGUGCUUUAUUCAUCAUUUUGAAUCUGUGUAUACAUCAAAUAAGAAUAAACAAACUGUACAAUGCAAACUCUUUGCAUAUAUGUUCGUAAAUUUAGUAAUACUGACCAACAGUUCUUUGACAGGUACAACCUACAACAUGCAGUUCAUCCUUGCCAUCCUCUUUCCAUGCAACAGAUGAGACAAGACGAAAUAAAAGGGAAGAAAGAAAGCACAAAGACAACUUUUUAUGUUUAAACAAAAUGUAAUAAUAAAAAAAAAUUAGGACAUCUAUUCAUUGGAUUAAACAUACAUAAGAAUUUAGCCCACAGCAACAAAACCAGAAAACAAUAAUUUAAAAAAAUGUUGUAUUUCCAGUAUGCACUAACAACUUGCAGAAAUUAAAUCUGGCCUUAAUUAUAGACUCCCAAAGUGGUUCACAGAUCAUAGUUACUCAGGAUCAAAAUAUUAGUGUUGAAAACAAUACUUAUGUAGGAUCAAGCCAUGAACCAGAACUUCCUCGCUUUGCUCAGCCAGUUUUCCAGCCCCGUCUCUCCUCAGGCUCUUACGCUGGGGAGUAAAAAGACAGCUGGAUGAGACAUGAACUUGUGUAUUCACUCCUCAUGAAUCAGGUGAGAGAGAAUGUAGCCUUCAGCUGUAUUGCCUUACUUGAAAUAUUGUGAAGUGCUCCUCUUAUAAUUGUUGGAAGGCCCGGGGCCAUCCCUGGGACCCAGCUGAUAGUACAGCAUCAUGGCUGCUGCCUCUCAUGAAUCCUACAGGUGGAGAGUAAGCCCCCAGCUCAUCAUGUGAGUUGCUUUGGUUUUGUUUUGUUUUCUCAAGGAUGGUGCAUAAAUCCCACUGGACCAGAUAGGAUUAGAAGGGUACACCAAAAUUUUUAAUAAAGUGGUGUUUUCCCCAUGCACACAUAUUUAGUGCUAGCAGACAAGGGCACAGUCUAAGUCCAAGUUUCUUUGCAUUUUUAUCACAGUUUUAGAUUAGGUUUGUUUUGUUUUUUUUUUUUUCCCCCUACAUGGAUAGAGGGCUUCAUGCUUAACUCAUUCCCUCCCUAGAAAGACCCAACAUCAAGCAUUAGCUUGCUGUUCUCAUAGCACAUAUACAAAAGGAAGUCUGACCUACAGAAAAAAAAAGUUUUAUCUAGAAUUUAGCAGCUUUACAGUAGCCUCCUUGAAGAGUGCACUAAAUGUUUCUUAUAAAAACAGAACACAUUUGAAAACUAGUAUGAAGAGUUCAUUCAGACUGAAUCAGUUGUUCAGCUGAGCAGACAGGGACUUUGAAAUAACCAGCAGCCUCUCUUAGGGACUUCAGCACAAAGACGUGGUAAAAUAAAUUGCCAGAAAUACAGUGCUAAAAAAGGAAUGGAUGGUUUCCAGCUUUUUUGUCUUUAAAUAUCAAGGUAACAGCAAGAGGCCACACAGUUUUCCAGACUGAGAUAGAGUUUGAUCUUUGCUGCCAUUUCUGAGAAAUAAAUUCCAUCUUAAGCAUUCAGAGAGUGCCCAUAUUUUUAAUCUCCUGAAAGCCGGUGACUAAGCAUGCAAAAACUUCAGUGGCACCUCUGUGGCAUUCUCUAAUUCUUCCCCCCCCAAGCCCACCUCACCCCAUAACAUUGGCUUAAUUGUUCACAAGGGAGAAACUCGAGGGGUUAAUGUUGUUUCUGGUAAUAUGAUCCAAGGCUUCAAUUUUAUAAUGUUUUUCAUUUCUUCUAGAUUGAUGUAGGAGAAAGUACAGUAUAUAGAGAUCAAGGCAAGGCACCUUCAAUCUAGCAAUUUGGUGGGCAUGUUAUCCUCAGAAGCUGGGUGGAGGUACAUACCGGAAUAUCAGUGAAAUACCUAGGACUGGACUUUGCAUGCUUAGCUAAAAACAAAAAUAAAGUUUUGUAAUAUGUCCAGUUUUAAAAUUUUUUU
Messenger RNA from Pipra filicauda (Wire-tailed manakin), 8038 nucleotides. RefSeq names its product integrin subunit beta like 1 (gene ITGBL1). Gene Ontology annotation, cellular component: focal adhesion; cell surface; integrin complex. Bases 402 to 1463 code for a protein of 353 amino acids. Gene Ontology annotation, biological process: integrin-mediated signaling pathway; cell migration; cell adhesion mediated by integrin. Gene Ontology annotation, molecular function: integrin binding. Lineage: Eukaryota; Metazoa; Chordata; Aves; Passeriformes; Pipridae. The transcript is spliced from 11 exons. The record is from RefSeq and is a predicted model, not a curated record.